UGUCCGGUUAGAUUGAUAUCUUCGCAAGGUAUUUACAUUUCAGUUAGUAUCACAAGCACAUAUCCCCCAUCAUGCCUCGCUGGCAAUGAGGACUUUUAAUGUCUACGAUCAUGGCAACAUUCUUGCUCAUCAAUCUGCCAGUGAUUCGGUCUCACAUCCGCCAAGUAAUGCCGUCCCGAACCUGUUCGUGCCUCCAGGUAAAAGCAUAACGCUUUUACCUCCAAUUGGAACUCCACCUAGCCCUUCCCACCAAACCAGAGAUGCGUCCAUAGUGCAGCAACCCGAGGCACGCCCCGAAUCCCUCAACCUUUCCCUUAGCAAACGGCAACCUCUUGACGUUACACUUCAUCUCCCACAAUCCGCGGUGGGAACGCAGGAGGUACAGUUACAAACGCUCUACGAACGCCUAGCCGAAAAUGAGCGGUCUCAACGUGCCCUUGCUGUCGAGACGGCAAGACUGCAUGGGCAGCUGAACGAAAGCUUUCGCUUUCAUGACGGCAUUCUGAGGGAUGAAGUUCAGAUGCGCAGAGUUCUAGAGGAUCACUUUCAGUUCCUUCGCUCCAUCGUUCGGCAUCUCCAGGACCAAUUUUCCGUUAUGUCUCAGCAACUGACCCUGGAACGCGAAGCUGCAUUUCACAGUAUCGAACUGACAAAAAUCCGUGCAGAAGAGCAUGAGCGUUUUGCUGAACUGAUGCGCAAGCGAGGCGAAGAAGAUGCCGAAAAGAUCGCAAUUUUAACCAAUGAAUUGAUACUAUCGAGGCGGGAGGUAGCGACGCUUCGCUCGGAUAUGGACGCACGAAUAACUAUGGCUAAUGAGGAAAUGAAGCGCUGCUCUGCUGGGCUUGAGAGAGUCGAUGGAGAUGGCACUCAGUGUAAGCACGAAAUCGAAGCCAUAAAGAUCAGUGUUGGCCAGAUGGAUGCCCGAAUCACCAAUUCCCUCCAAAGAGCCGAUGCAAACCUCGCGCAGGCAUCCAAAUCCCUUCACGAUUACAUUGCAUCUACCCAAUCCGCUGAAGAAGAACAACUAAAGAAAAUGCGGGAUGAGCUCUUGUCUCAAUCUGCUCAGCAGGAUCAAUCCCACACGGCGGCUGAAGAAUUGCGGCAUCAAGAGCUCCGGGUGCAAAUAGACCAACUCAUGAAAACAGUUGGUGACCAACAGUCCACCAUCGUAGGUCUGGAGCGUAAACUUCAGGAACAAUUGGAAGCCAAAGUGAACUAUGUCGAGAGCUCCUUCCGAGAUAUCGUUAUGCAUCAGAAGACAGUUCACGAGCAGGAGAGCCGGGAAAUGUUGAAAGCAAUACAAGCAUUGCAUUCUUUUGCCAGAGGGUCUAGAGAAGAAGAACGCAAAAAUAGAGAAAUGGUUAGGAAGGAGUUACUACAGGCGAAAAUGGAGCUGCAAAGAGAUGCUGAGGAAGCUCGACGAGACUUGGAAACGCAAAUGAGAAGAAUGACCAAACCGUUCAUAGUGAUUUGACAUUUACAACGGAUGUAUUUAAGCAGAACAGAGUUGUCUGCCACAUAAAUGCUACUACAUAAUAUUCAC
Spizellomyces punctatus DAOM BR117 is the source of this 1543-nucleotide messenger RNA. RefSeq lists its product as uncharacterized. Bases 86 to 1474 code for a protein of 462 amino acids. The transcript has 2 exons. The record is from RefSeq and is a predicted model, not a curated record. NCBI's taxonomy places the organism in Eukaryota, Fungi, Chytridiomycota, Chytridiomycetes, Spizellomycetales, Spizellomycetaceae.